This is a messenger RNA of Hirsutella rhossiliensis, 831 nucleotides long. RefSeq lists its product as uncharacterized. NCBI's taxonomy places the organism in Eukaryota, Fungi, Ascomycota, Sordariomycetes, Hypocreales, Ophiocordycipitaceae. The record is from RefSeq and is a predicted model, not a curated record. The coding region runs from base 1 to 831 and encodes 276 amino acids. The transcript has 5 exons.
AUGGCCGCUCCUGAAGUUCAAACCAUAUGUUCCCUGCCGCAAAGGCAGCGAAAGAAAAAACACCCAGAUCUCGCGCCCAAGGAACGUCGUCAUGAUGCCACGUUACUAGAAACUUGCGGCGAAGGCCAAUAUUCACAGCAUAAUGCAGAAGGCUUGUUGACGAUGAACGACCAGGAAGUCGUGAUGGCACUCGAUUGGUCCGGCCACAAUUGGUCCGAUGACAUGCAGUUUGUCUCGCACCCCAUGGACAGGUGUUAUGCUUCCAAUUCUGGUGGCGAAGUCGACGAACACCUCGGCAGUGCGUUGAAGCCUGUGGCGGCUCAGCUUGCAGCGGACAAUCCUCAGGCAAUAUCAGGUUCCAUCCCGCCCGGCAGCGGUGAUGGGCCCACGGUAGAUGUUGCCGAUGACAAUUUGAUCCAGACAGCGUUGACCUGGCCCAAAGCCGGUACUGCCAAGCAGUCGGUGGAUCUUUCAAGGCUCGGUAUGGACCAACUCAGAGGUCCUCACUACUCCUCCCCUCUUUCCUCGCCGGGCUCGAGCGCAUCUGCUCCUGCACCCGCCAAUGCUGAGAGCCUCUCUCUGAAGAGCCCCCUUAAUGACGAUGCGGGCUUUCAGCAUUGGCUGAAUGAAGGUCAACAGCACGUCAUCGCACCGAUAUUCAACAGGACGAAGCGAUUACUGGGGGACAGCCAUCAUGGCAGUGUUUUCGAUAUUGCCUCGAUCCCAGUCGACGAUGGGAUUGAUUCUCAAGACCAGGGCCUCGACUAUUGGAGACUCGUCGCAUCAAUGGCAGUCACGACGACAAUCUCGAUGACAAUCGAUUGGCUGUGA